Molecule: messenger RNA, 681 nt
Organism: Trichomonas vaginalis G3
Lineage: Eukaryota; Parabasalia; Trichomonadida; Trichomonadidae
Product: t-snare proteins family
Exons: 1
Coding region: 1-681 (226 amino acids)
Biological process (GO): Golgi vesicle transport
Cellular component (GO): membrane
Source: RefSeq, a predicted model, not a curated record
AUGAUUGAUCCUUUCAUUGUAGCACAGCAAGAUGUAAUAUCUGAUAUGGAAAAGAUCAAUACAUUGCUUUCUACGCGCAAUGAUAUGAUUCAUGACUCCAGAGGUAUCAAUGUUGAUAUUUUUAAUAAUCUUGGAGUUCAAUCUCAAAAUUUAAUUCAAAACGUUAAAGAAAAUCUUUCGGAUUUAGAUGGGGCAUUCCAACAAAUCCUUAAAAAUCCUAGUAGAUUCGAUAUUUCAGAAUCAGAAUUAACAAAUAGAAAAAAUUUCUUAGCAUCAUACAAUCAAAAGCUUGCACAGUUCGAAAAUCAACUUAAUGAACAAAAUUCACAUCAAUUUCCUCAGUAUAUGUCUAAUAUUCAAGGCUAUCCUUCGUAUGAUAGUGAAAAGAAUCCAAAAGGAGACCAACAGUCUCAAUUGUAUCAAGAACAUUCAGAACAAAUUGACGCAAUAGCUGAUAAUGUUACUGCUGGACUUCUUUUGGGUAGAACUAUCAAUGCCGAACUUGCUGACCAAGAACAACUCAUUAGCGCACUUGACGAUGAUGUUACAAAUGCUAGUGAAGCAAUGCAAAAGGUUACAAAAGAAAUUAAAGCUUUAAUUGAAGCAGAAGGUAAAACGCCCACCUGCUUGGUAUGUAUUUUAUCUGUUAUUUUCAUUGUACUUCUCUUCUUUGUUAUUUAA